AUGGCAUCUUCUUCUUCUGCUCGAAUUCCCGAUGAGGAACCACCAAUACCAGUUGCUAUAAUUGCAGCAACACAGCCUAAUACUGGUGGCAAUGUUGCGGCCGUAACUAGUGGCACUGUGGCUAAUCCUGACCCCUACCAUACCUUAUCCUUCUUUAUGCAUGACAUACUUGGUGGCUCAAACCCCACCGCUCGUGCUGUGACAGGGAUAGUCACCAAUCCUGCUGUCAAUGGUCGAAUCCCAUUUGCCAAGCCCAAUGGUGCAGUCCUCCCAGUGAACAAUAGGGUGCCCCUAAAUAAUGGCUACAUGGGACUUGACAACAUUCCAUUCCUCACUGGCCUUGGUGGCAGCACAUCAACUGUGAUCCAAAACAAUGGAAACAAUUUCAUCACUGGAGGAGUCAGGUUCCCUAUCCUAAAUGGGGCCCAAUUUCCUCGAGGCUCCGCCCUUCAGAGGCUUAUGUUUGGCACUGUGACUGUAAUGGAUGAUGAGCUAACCAAAGGGCAUGAGCUCGGGUCUGGCUUGGUUGGGAAAGCACAAGGAUUCUAUGUGGCAAGCUCGGAAGAUGGUAGCAGUCAGACAAUGGCAUUUACAGCUAUGUUUGAGAGUGGAAGCUAUGCAGAUAGCCUUAGCUUCUUUGGAGUUCAUAGAAUGGCUGCCUCAGAGUCUCAAUUAGCCAUCAUGGGUGGGACUGGAAAGUAUGUGAAUGCCAAGGGAUACGCGACCAUGAAAACCAUUCCAUCGAUUAAUCAGCAAACAACAACUGAUGGCGUGGAGACGCUGCUGGAAUUCGUGGUUCAUGUUACUUGCUAA
Molecule: messenger RNA, 813 nt
Organism: Ilex paraguariensis (yerba mate)
Lineage: Eukaryota; Viridiplantae; Streptophyta; Magnoliopsida; Aquifoliales; Aquifoliaceae
Source: the annotation of a GenBank genome assembly